Molecule: messenger RNA, 3051 nt
Organism: Mytilus californianus (California mussel)
Lineage: Eukaryota; Metazoa; Mollusca; Bivalvia; Mytilida; Mytilidae
Exons: 2
Coding region: 226-864 (212 amino acids)
Source: RefSeq, a predicted model, not a curated record
CCCUUUGAAAAUACCUUUGACCUUGUUUACAUUCUGACAAUUCAUUCCGAAAAUAUCAUCAUUUCAGACAUUAACAUUUGUCAUUUGACAGUUAAAAUGGAGUUGUUUGGAGGUUAACGUAUCACACUCCUAGUGAUCUGAUUAAUUGUGUGCUGUUGUGUAAUCUAAAAGGAAAAGAUUUUGUAAGACAUAGGAACAAAGAAAAUUAAGGGUGACUGUUGCAGAAUGUUCAGUUUUGGACGCAUUUUCAAAAGUUGUAGUGGCGGAUGUCAGUUGCUGUGGAGCGAUCCAAAUAAGCAAGCAGGGGCAUAUGAUGCCGUAAACAAGGACGACAAAGAAGAGAUCGAUGAAUUAGACUUAGAGCUGCUGUCAACUUCUGACGCUGUUUUGUCACAGCCACAUGGGGGAAGAAGAGCAUCAUGGUCUCUUGACAUGGAAUCCCCAAUCGUCAGAAACCAUGCACCUAUAGUCAAAAAUGCAUCUAAAGCCUCAUCACUAGAGAGGAACCAAUCAUUCUCUGGACAGAAUUCUUCGUCUAUUGUCAAAACAAGAACACCUCCUAGAGACGCAUUCACGAUUUCAAACUCUCCAAUUGUCAAAAAUAAAACCCCGCCAAAAAAAUCUACGAAUAAAACUUCUACUGUCGCAAAAACGAGAACUACUCCUAGAAAUGCCUUUGAAAAUUCGACGCCUUCAGUUGAAGUUUCUGGAAAUGACAAUACCGAAAAACUGGUGAGCGCAUCAACUCCAGACUUAAGUUCAAAGUCUACAGAAUAUGGACCAAAAAUUCAUUCGUCAAAAUCAUCGAAGAAGGUCAAAAAAUCAAAUUCUGAGCUUGCACUUCAGGUUGUUUCCGUUGUGUAAAUUAAUAAUCAAGAUUUUUUGUUUUGUUUUUAUAGUGUCGAACUUUAUAAAGAUUUUUAAUGAGAUUAGAAAAAGUGCCAAAUUCAGGAAAGGUUUCUAUACUUGCAUACAUUGAAAGGUGCUAAGAUUUGACAUGGUAUUGUAACAAGCAUGCACAGGUUUGCAAUUUUGCAUCAGUAUUUUGAUGUUGUCCACGUAUUUUACUCCUGCAUACAAUAACAUAUUUUAAGAUUUGUUGACUAAUGUGCCUUUGUCAUUCAAUUUGGAAUGUUCCAUUCCAAUAUCUGAAAGAUCUCAUAUAGUUCACAAUCAUUGUCAUAAAUUACUUAUCCUUUGUGGUUACGACAUUUAUGAAUAUUAUUAUUAUAGUUUCAAAUUUAUAAAAUAAAACUCAGAUGUUUCAUAUUUUUACAAGAAAGGAUGUCCUUUAUGAAAAACAAAAUUGUUCUACGAGCCAUCGAUUCUGUGUCAACACAGUUAAAACAGUUUAAAUCAAUAAUGUUUUUAGUCAUUUUAGCUGUCUCAUGCGCUAAAUAAAGGUUGGUCAAUGAUUUUAUAUGGACAGAUAAAUCAAGUGCUUUUUUGGAAAUUUACAUUUGCUAAAAGUAGGUAAGCGGAUAAAUUGCCUAGUUUGUUUAUCUUUUAAAAUGUUAAAAGAUUUGUAUAAAGUUGUACAUAUAAUACAAAUGAUUCAAAAAUCAGAUAAAGUCCCUAACUAUAUGCAGUUGAGUUGAAAAUGAAAACAAUUGAGUCCUUGGCUUUCAGGGGUGUUUGUGUUGAUAUGCCAGACAUUCAGGUAGAUUAGCCAUAUAUAUUCCUAACGAUUUUGUUUUUUUCAUUUAUUUAUUUACCUGUAUAACUGGUUUAUAAUUUAAGGUUUUCUUUAGAAUGGUUUUACCUCUUUUGACGGAAAUAUGGUUCAUUCACGGGGAAAUUUAUGAUAACUAUAUUUACUAUCUUCGCUGCAUACCCGCUAAUAAAUAAUGAUAAUGUAAGGAAGCUAUAUAUAUAAAUAAGAAACAUUGCAGCGAAGCUCAUUUAGUAUAAAACAUUCAUCUGUGUAUAAUGAUGCAAGUGGCUUUUAUUGGUAACAUUAUAAUUUACAUAUAGGUAAUUAAAUUCUAUUGAAUAAUGACUGAAAAAAAAUAUGUUUACUUCAUUAUAUUUCAUUCCUGAUAAUUCAAUCAAUAUAAACAGACCAUAACGAUUUUAAUAUUUUGUAUGAAUAAUGUAAAUAGUUUUUAAAUGAAUUUAUAUGUAUCAGUUUAUCAUUUCCAAUGAAGGUAUGUAUUUUAUAUAAUUGUACCGCGUAUAUACCGUACAAGUCUUUCAGGAUUAUAACUAAGAUUCCAUUUUCUAUAUUUGAAUCACGACACACUUAUAGAGUUUACAUAUCUAUUUAGAGCAUCUGCGUUUUCUAAAGUGAUGGGAAAUCAAAAUUAUUGCUGCGACAUUCCAUGUGAUUUCUCCCUUUUUAUACAUUGAUUACUGGUUUUUUAGACCCUACGAUCUAACACUUUCUUGUCAGAACAUUGAAUUUUAACAUUUAUAAUACGUAAUAAUCAACACCCCAAAAGAAGAGGAAGAAUUUUCAUUCAACAGAUUAUGGCCCCAGGAGGGCUUAUAACAUUCAACAAAUACGAUUAUAGAAAUACUUGUACAUGCCAAAGAUAUGAUUUAACAAAUAAACUACAUUGUUUUAAAUGUUUAGUCCCACUUGUCUUCUUCGUUGUUUACUGUAAAACUACUCACGGAAGUUGCUUACGAUAUACAAAUAAGUUUGAACAAGAUGAAACAUAAGAAAAAGGCAUACGAAUUAACUAUAAGCGAAUGACAUUAAUCAGAGACACAUCCUAUUGUACUAUAUGUCCCUGUCUGAACUUUCUUUCCCAGAAAAAAAACCCAAACACUUCAACAAUUCCAUACUGUAUACAUUCACUUACGGUAAAUAAUGUCACAUUAUUAUGUAAUGUAUUAAUAUAUGCUUCACACUGAAAGCUGGAUAAUAUAUUGCUGAUUUUUAUAUAUUAUUUUUAAUAAAUGUCUUCACGUUGUAAUUGGCACAUUUGAUUAAUAAUUUUUUUUCAGUUUCACAUUGUUGCCGACUUAAUAAUCCGAAGAUUGACAAAAUGUAUCAAGUUUUAAUUAUCAUGUUAUGUUAUCAUUUUUAAUAAAUGUGUACUUUAA